Messenger RNA from Syngnathus typhle (broad-nosed pipefish), 2230 nucleotides. RefSeq names its product Bruton agammaglobulinemia tyrosine kinase (gene btk). The record is from RefSeq and is a predicted model, not a curated record. Gene Ontology annotation, molecular function: protein binding; non-membrane spanning protein tyrosine kinase activity; ATP binding. Gene Ontology annotation, biological process: intracellular signal transduction; T cell receptor signaling pathway; B cell receptor signaling pathway. The transcript has 18 exons. Lineage: Eukaryota; Metazoa; Chordata; Actinopteri; Syngnathiformes; Syngnathidae. The coding region runs from base 179 to 2077 and encodes 632 amino acids.
GCAAGAGCGAAAGAGAGGGAGGAGAAAUGGGAAGUGUGAGUUCCUCUGUAAGUGUUCUUUUUUUCUCGCAUCACAUACGACAUACAUUUUCUAUUGAAGAAGCAGGGUAAAGCUUCACGACACCACUUUUCAACUUGAACUCCGCUACUUGAUGCCUGGGUUAAUCACGGUGUGAACCAUGGGUGACAGCAUUUUGGAAGACAUUUUCAUCAAGCGUUCACAACAGAGGAGGAAAACAUCGCCGCUGAACUACAAGGAAAGAUGGUUCAUCCUUACGCGGGACAAACUCUCCUACUACGACUACGACGCCGACAAAGGGAAACGGAAAGGCCUGAAGGGCUCGGUGGACCUGGAGAAGAUCAAGUGUGUAGAAACGGUACAGACGGAGCCCAACAGCCCGCAGGAGCGCAUGUAUGCAUUCCAGGUCAUUUACGAUGAGGGGCCACUGUACAUCUUCGCAAAGACAGAGGAAGUUCGGGCUCAGUGGAUAAAGAAGCUGAAAGAAUUGGUGCAGAGCAACAAGGACUUGAUGCAAAAGUAUCACCCGUGCUUUUGGAUCGAUGGUAUGUGGCUGUGCUGCCAGCAGGAAGUUAAGCAGGCGAUGGGAUGCAAAGUUCUGGAUAGCAAGAAUGGCUUUAUGUGUCGGAGGGGAACCCGCAAACCUCUGCCCCCAACUCCUUCAGAGGACAAGCCUGUCCGACGGUUACCUCCGCAACUACCAGAGGCCAAAGAGCCCUGUUCGGGGAUGAGGGUCAUAGCUCAGUACAACCACCCAGCCAUGAUGCCCCAUGACCUGGAACUGAAGAAGGACGAGGAGUACACCAUCCUGGACAUGUCUGACCCCAACUGGUGGCAAGCCAGAGACAAAUACGGAAAUGAGGGUUACAUACCCAGUAACUAUGUGGUGGAAGCUGGACACGGCUUAGACAGAUAUGAUUGGUACUGCAAGAAUACAAACCGCAGCCAGGCAGAGAAGCUACUGAAGACUGAGAACAAAGAUGGGGGCUUCCUCGUGCGAGACUCCAGCAAGCCAGGGAAGUACACAGUGUCUCUGUUCAGUAAAGGAGGCGGAGAGGCUGGUGGCAGCUGCAAACAUUACAACAUCUGCACCACCACACAGGGACAAUUCUACUUAGCCGUGACGCACAACUUCAAUACUAUCCCGGCGCUCAUCAACUACCAUCAGCACAAUGCCGCAGGCAUGUUUUGCAGGCUGAAAUAUAUUGUGUCCGACCGGGCACCGCCUCCAUCCACAGCAGGUCUUGGCUAUGGCAUGUGGGAGAUUGACCCCUCCUGCCUUACUUUCAUUCGGGUCCUGGGUACUGGUCAGUUUGGCGUGGUGCAGUACGGAAAAUGGAAGGGUCAGUACGAUGUGGCCAUCAAGAUGAUUAAAGCCGGAGCCAUGUCAGAGGAAGACUUCAUAGAGGAAGCCAAAGUCAUGAUGAUGCUCCACCACGAGAAUCUGGUGCAACUAUACGGCGUGUGCACCAAGCAGAGCAGCAUCUACAUUGUCACAGAGUACCUCUCCAACGGCUGCCUACUCACCUACCUCAGGGAGGGCCUCAGGCAGCAACCCACCUCCGUGCAGCUCCUGGAGAUGUGCAAGGAUGUGUCUGAGGGAAUGGCUUACCUAGAGUCCAAGCAGUACAUUCACAGGGAUCUGGCUGCCAGGAACUGCUUGGUGGAUGGGAACGGAACAGUCAAAGUGGCAGACUUUGGCUUGUCAAGGUACGUUCUAGAUGACGAGUACACAAGCUCUGCGGGUUCCAAAUUCCCCGUCCGUUGGUCGCCUCCCGAAGUUCUCCUCUAUUGCAGAUUCAGCAGCAAGUCAGACAUUUGGGCUUACGGGGUGCUGAUGUGGGAGGUGUACACUUUAGGGAGGCUCCCCUACGACCGUUUGAACAACAAUGAAAUAGUGUCUCAAGUGUCCGGAGGCCUCCGACUGUACCGUCCUCAGAUGGCAUGCGAGAAGGUCUAUAGUAUCAUGUCGUCGUGCUGGGUCGAUAGGGCUGACGAGAGACCCACGUUCCAGGAGCUGGUGUUCAUUGUCCAGGAUUUGCUGUAUGAACUCCAGUAGAUUACAACAACAGCAGACCAGAAUAUGAACUUUAAAAUGUCUAGGAUUUUGUGCUUUUGUCUUCAUAAAAAUAAAUGAAUGUUAAAGUGUAACAGUGCUUUUGAAUGCAUAUCUAAUUGCGCGAAUAAAAACGAUCUUCAACUUUUUAAUAAA